AUGUAUCAGUCGGCGAAGGAACUUCUGCAACCAGCAACCUGGUCUACAGAGCCAAAUGCGUCUAAACAUGAAUACGAUCACUUGAACUUUACCUUCGUCGUGCAGGUGCUGCUUUCUCUGGUGUCCUUGGCCACGGCCACGCCCGUGAUCGUGAACCAGGAUCAAAACGCGUACCACCCUCAGCUCUACGGAGGUUUCCAUCCGAUAGAAAGGUCCGACCAGGAGACCCACGGCACGUCCGGGGGUGGUGGUUACGGCGGUGGCGACUACGGCGGCGGAAGCUACGGCGGCGGAAGCUACGGCGGCGGAAGCUACGGUGGCGGUGAUUAUGGCGGCGGUGACUACGGCGGCGGAAGCUACGGGGGCGGCGGUAGCUACGGAGGCGGCUAUGGAGGCGAUUUGGGAGGUCAUGGGGGCUUCGAGGGAUCCUCCGGAGGACACUUGGAGGUUUCCAGUGAUCACUUGGGCUCGGAUUACUCCUCCCUCGGCGGCGGAUACGAGGGUGGAGACCACGGUGGCGGCGGUGUCUCCCUCGACGGCGGACACAGCGUGGUCCAGAGCGUGCCUGUGUCCGAGCACGUCGAAGUCACGAAACCUGUGCCCGUCAAAGUGAUCAAGCACAUCGGGGUGCCAGUUCCUCAAAUCUACAAGAUAGCCGUGCCCCAUCCGGUGGCCGUGGGUGUUCCUCAGCAGUACCCGGUGGCCCAGCCGGUCCCAAGGCCUGUACCCGUGCAGAUCGUGAAGACCGUGGUGGUUCCGGUCGAGAAAAAGGUUCCGUUCCCCGUGGAGAAGCACAUCCCAGUGCCGGUGGAGAAGCCGAUUCCUAUCACGAUCGAGAAACACGUGCCAGUGCCGGUCAUCAAACCGUACCCGAUCAAGAUCCCCGUCUACAAGACGAUAUAUCACCACGCGAAGAAGCACUAG
Messenger RNA from Colletes gigas, 924 nucleotides. RefSeq names its product heavy metal-associated isoprenylated plant protein 33-like. The transcript has 3 exons. The record is from RefSeq and is a predicted model, not a curated record. The coding region runs from base 1 to 924 and encodes 307 amino acids. Lineage: Eukaryota; Metazoa; Arthropoda; Insecta; Hymenoptera; Colletidae.